Molecule: messenger RNA, 486 nt
Organism: Protopolystoma xenopodis
Lineage: Eukaryota; Metazoa; Platyhelminthes; Monogenea; Polystomatidea; Polystomatidae
Source: the annotation of a GenBank genome assembly
AUGUUCAUUACAGUCUGCCAUAUUGUUACGCAAUCCUCAUUCCCUAGCUCUUAUCACAAUCUCCCUCUUGCCAAAUACUCCAUUUCACAUCGAACCCUGGCCAACCGUUUCAUCCACCUCACCAACUAUUCAAUUAAUCGGCUCAACUCGGAGUACGUCAGCAACAACAGCGACAAAUCAACCAAGGGGCACAAGUGGAGUUUGCAGGCACUUUGGAACUUCUUUCGUACUCAAGGCGUGGACGCCGAGCUCGUCUGGGCCGACAUCAAAGACCUCGUCGUGAAGACGAUACUCUCCACAGAGGCCUCGUUAGUGUCGGCUGUCAACGCCAAUUGUCGAGUGCAGAGGUCGAUUCACGAAAUCUUCGGAUUCGACGUCAUCCUCGACGAAAAUCUGCGCCCUUGGUUGCUGGAGGUCAAUGUCUCGCCGAGGUUAGUCCGUCCAACCUCGUCGCCGUCAGCUUCGGCUCUUCUCGCCGUCGUGUAG